Molecule: messenger RNA, 1062 nt
Organism: Hepatospora eriocheir
Lineage: Eukaryota; Fungi; Microsporidia; Hepatosporidae
Source: the annotation of a GenBank genome assembly
AUGAAGGAGUAUGAUUUAAUCAUUUAUGGAGCAAGUAGUUUUACAGCUAAACAUUUAAUAAAACAAUUAGAAAAUGAUAAAGAACAUAAGAUAGCAGUAUCAAGUAGGAAUGUUAAAGGUAUAAAAACAACCUUUGAUAAAAUCCCUUGUACUGUUGAUAAAAUAAAAGAAAUCACUAGUAAAACAAAAAUUUUAAUCAAUUUAGCAGGUCCAUACACCCACACAGGAGAAGAAAUAAUAAACGCAUGUAUUGAAACUAACACUCACUAUAUUGAUAUUACAGGAGAAGUACACUUUUUAAAAGAUAUCUAUGAAAAAUACAAAGAUGUAAAUAAUAUUGUUAUUGUUCAGUCUUGUGGGUUCUUAUCAUUUACAUCAGAUUUUUUUAGUUCUUAUUUCUUUAAAAAUUUUAAUUGUAAAAUAAUUUUAUCAAAAUCUUCUAAUAAAAUUAAUAAAGGCACUUGGUUGUCGUUAAUAGAAAGUUUAAAACAUUAUAAUGAACAUAAAAAGAAUAAGAAUAACAGCAAUAAUUUAAGUAAGAAACCAGAGUUUUAUAUCUUUAGUGAAUACUUAAAGAAAUAUUUAGUUAGAUCAAUGGGUCCAGAUAACUACAUACUUAAAAGGUCAUUUAAUUACUUUAAUAAUUAUUCAUGUGUUAUGUACAAUACAGUUGAUAAUUUUUUUAUACUUUUAAUUACUAGUUUAGUAUUUUUUAUACUAUUUUUAUUAUCUAAAUAUUCCGCCACGAGAGAACUUUUAAGAAAACAUUAUAGAAUAUUCAGUUGUAAUUUAGUAAAAGAUUAUAAAAUAGAUCAAUUUGAUGAAACUGAAAGAUUUGAAAUGAUUUUUCUAGAUAACAAGCGAAUUAUGAAGGUUAAUGGACCAGAAGGUGCUUACUUAUCAACAUCAAUUUAUCUGAAAAUUUUAUUUAAUUUUUUAUUAGAAAGUAAUAUAAAAGGUUUGUACACCCCCUCAGUUUUACUAAAAGAUAAUAAAGAAGAAGUAGUUAAUCAGUUAUUAGAAAAUGAUUUUAUUAUCACAAUUCAAGACUAUGAAAAAUAA